Messenger RNA from Penicillium oxalicum, 2706 nucleotides. Its product is annotated as mRNA-binding protein PUF3. Gene Ontology annotation, biological process: nuclear-transcribed mRNA catabolic process, deadenylation-dependent decay. The coding region runs from base 1 to 2706 and encodes 901 amino acids. Gene Ontology annotation, cellular component: cytoplasm. The transcript has 3 exons. Gene Ontology annotation, molecular function: mRNA 3'-UTR binding. Lineage: Eukaryota; Fungi; Ascomycota; Eurotiomycetes; Eurotiales; Aspergillaceae. The record is from RefSeq and is a predicted model, not a curated record.
AUGGCCACAAACACAAGUGGCGUACACAACGUACGAUCGAAUCGCUCCAACAUGAACGGCGACCGAGGCCGUGGUCAGCAUGGCAACGGCUUUGGUGCCGGAAACACUAAUUUCCAUACCAUCUGGAGUGACACCAACCGUGUCCAUGGAUUCGGAGAAGAUCAACCCGUGACCGAUUCUCGCUAUGAAGGCAAGUCUGGCUCUGGCUCAUUGCUGUCAACCUCGGAGUCUGAAGGCUGGGCCGGCCGUCCCCACUUGCCGUGGAGCACUGUCAACACCACGGGCCUGCCUAUGAGCCAGGGUCGGACCACGAUGGCCACGUCGCCUGUCCAAGUCCGUGGCAGUGAUGGAAAUGCGGCCACUUACAACGAUACCGGUGAUUCUUCAUAUUUUUCUCUUCCGCGCACGACCAGCAUGAACAACUCCAGUGGUAGUGCCAGCCACAGACCCUACCUUCACUCGGGAUCCGAGGGAGCUUCUCCUUCUGGCGACGGUGUGACUUUCAAUGCAUUUGGCGGCCUCCGCAAUGGCGACGGCCGGCGUCAAAUCAGCUCAUCCGCGCUCGGAGGCAGCCCCGUGGGCACAACUUUUCCUGUGAAGUCUGGUUUCGCAAGCGCCUUGGAUAACUCCCGCUCCGAGGAUGUGGCCAUGGGACCACUUGGCUCGGGCAUGGCUGACGGCACCUCGCCCACUCAAACACGAAACACAUUCUCUGAAAUGCGCCACAAUUCGACCACUUUUGUUCCGCAGCGUCCAGCUCACACUGCUCGUACCUCUUACUAUUCUGACAACCACACUUCGGACAGUCGUUACAACAGCAGCUCUAAUGAGAUGGGUGGAGGUUUCAGCAAGCUGCAGGUUAACGACAAUGGUCAUCACGCUCACACCGGGGCACAGAGACCCUCUAUCAUGUCCCAAGCGUCAUUCGAUGGCUCCCUUGCGCGGGCAAAGACACAGAACGUUGACGACUUCACUUAUCAAGCCCUGGCCACUUAUGGCGCCCAAGCUGCCCAUGAUUUGCAAUUUGGAUACCAAGGUCGCGCCCACGGCGGCGAUCAGGGAUCGGGCUCUCCCACCAGCUACGGCCAUGUGUCAACUGCUAUGUACACUGACGCCGAGGCCGCUCAGUUGCGAAAUGCUGCCCAGCUUCGAAUGAACGAGCAGCUUGCCUUCGAGCGUAGACUGUCGGCCUACCAAGAGCAAGAAUUCAUGCAGGCCCAAGGAAAUGGCAUGCCUCGUAUGACAAUUCCGCCGUCGUAUGAGUUCCAAAACUACCAGGCCGCUCGACUGAAUGCCUUGCAAGGCUACUACCCCAUUGCUCAGAUCCCCCAGAUCCCUGGAUUGAAUGCGGCAGCUUUGGCCUCCCGCGCCCAGCGUGAUCAAGACCCCUCCCAGAGUGUGCGAAGCCCUCUGCUCGAAGAAUUUCGCGCCAACAACAAGGGUAGCAAGCGUUACGAACUGAAGGAUAUCUACGGACAUGUCGUAGAAUUCAGCGGUGAUCAGCACGGCUCUCGCUUCAUUCAGCAGAAGCUAGAAACUGCCAACAGUGAUGAGAAGGAACAAGUCUUCCGUGAGAUUCAAGAGAAUGCCCUGCAGCUCAUGACGGACGUCUUUGGCAACUACGUUGUCCAGAAGCUUUUUGAACAUGGCAAUCAGAGUCAGAAAAAGAUACUCGCUAAUCAAAUGCGUGGUCACGUCCUGGCACUGUCGACUCAGAUGUACGGCUGUCGUGUGGUUCAGAAAGCCUUGGAGCAUAUCUUGACAGAUCAGCAAGCUGCUAUGGUCAAGGAGUUGGAGAACCAUGUGUUGAAAUGUGUUCGAGACCAGAACGGCAACCAUGUCAUCCAGAAGGCGAUUGAGCGGGUGCCUUCUCAAUAUGUGCAGUUCAUUAUUGACGCGUUCCGUGGCCAAGUCCAUCGCCAUGCUGCCCACCCAUACGGUUGCCGUGUGAUUCAACGUAUGUUGGAGCACUGCACAGAAUUCGACCGCGAAUCGAUUCUCAGUGAGCUCCAUGCGUGCACAUUGAGUCUUAUUCCAGACCAAUUUGGUAACUAUGUCAUUCAACAUGUGAUUGAAAACGGCGAAGCGAAGGACCGGGACCGGAUGAUCCAGGUUGUCAUGUCCCAGUUGCUGGCCUUUUCGAAACACAAGUUUGCUAGCAAUGUGGUUGAGAAAAGCAUCGAGUUUGGCGACGAAAGCCAGCGCCACUACAUCAUCACUACAUUGACUUCAUCAAACGGCCGCGGAGAAAACCCACUGCUCGGCCUCAUGCGUGAUCAGUAUGGGAACUACGUGAUCCAAAAGGUUCUCGGUCAGUUGAAGGGUGCUGAGCGUGAGGCCCUUGUCGAGCAAAUCAAGCCCUUGCUCAGCCAGUUGAAAAAAUUCAGUUAUGGCAAGCAGAUUGUGGCCAUCGAGAAGCUCAUCUUUGAUACCACUUCUCCAAUGGGUGGCCCCAUGACUCAGGGCUCGACCACUCCUCCAAACUCCCACAAGUCUUCCCCGCAACCACCAAAACGUCGCAUCUCUGCCGUACAGCAGCCUCAGACUCCCUAUGUCACCAAUGGCCCUCCUACCCCUCCUCCCACUGACAGCCACGCUUCUAUGGCGACCUUUGAGUCCAAGGGACUGUGCCGGGGUACUGUGACGUCCGUCUCAAGUCCCGAUAGCGGCAGCAAUGGGGUUUCCAUCCAUAUUGACGGCCACUAA